Malania oleifera is the source of this 4284-nucleotide messenger RNA. RefSeq names its product myosin-binding protein 3. The coding region runs from base 474 to 3620 and encodes 1048 amino acids. NCBI's taxonomy places the organism in Eukaryota, Viridiplantae, Streptophyta, Magnoliopsida, Santalales, Ximeniaceae. The record is from RefSeq and is a predicted model, not a curated record. Gene Ontology annotation, molecular function: myosin binding. The transcript has 3 exons.
GGGAGACUAGAAGGAAACAUACCUUUCUGCCACUUCUCUCCCUCUUUUCUUCCUGCCAAAGUUUGAGAGCCAGGCUGAGUGAAGAAAAAACAAUACAAUUACUGUCUUUUAAAUUUUUAUCCACAAUUAGAAGAUCUGACUUGAAAUUCAGCCGUCGUACAUUUGGAUCAACAUUACUAUUAUAUUGCUUGUACUAUUGAUCAUAAUGGUCACUACAAUUUUAUCAUUAGAACAUCCCACUUUCUAACAAAAACAUAUCUUAAACUUAAACACCUGCCCAUUGAAAAAAUAAAAAUGAAUUCCGAGAAGAAUCUUUGCAGGGAUCUGGUCGCCCAGUAGGUGUAGCUUUCUCUAACCUUCAAACACAUUCUUCCUUUCCUCUGAUAUUCCCUUUCCUACAUUUUUUCUACUGCCUCUUCCUUCCAGACCACCUUGUUAAGGAACUCUCUCUCUCUCUAAAAAUUGCAGCAGCUAUGUCCGCCAACAAAUUUGCAACCAUGUUGCAUAGAAACACCAACAGAAUCACUGUAAUUCUAGUCUAUGUAGUCCUUGAAUGGGUUCUGAUAAUUCUUCUCCUCCUCAACUCUCUGUUUUCUUAUCUCAUCAGAAAGUUUGCCAAUUACGUCGGCCUCAAACCGCCAUGCCUGUGGUGCUGCAGAGUUGAUCAUAUGUUAGAGCCGGGAGAGAGUAAAAACUCCUAUAGAGACCUUGUCUGUGAAAGCCAUGCCACUGAACUGAUAAAAUUGGGUUACUACUCAAAUCACUGCAAGUUGGCCGGCUCACAAAAUAUGUGCCAGGAUUGCCUGUCCUCUCUACCAAGUGGCAAUGGGAAGUCUAUGGAGGAGAUCACUUUCUUUUCAUGGGUGAGCGAGAACAGAAUUGAUCAUGGUAAGAAUUAUAGAUGUUCUUGCUGUAAUGAGCGCUUAAGCAGUAAGCUUUACCCUUGUUUGCUGUUUAAUCCGUCUUGGGGCUAUUUGAAUUAUAAUACCCAGAAAGGAAAUUUGAUUUUAGAACUAGUAGAUGAUGACAGCAAUGGAAGUGAUGACUCAAAUCUAUGCAACUCCAGCAGCAUGACAGAUGACUGCAAAUUUUAUAGCAGAGAAGAAGAAGAUAACGCUAAAGGAGCUGGUAUGGAGCAUCACAUCCUUAAUGAUAUUGCAAAUUUUAGCUUUAAAAACUUGGCAGAAGAGGAUUGUUUGAAAGCUCUAUCAAAAUGCCAAUCCGAUGAGAAGGGAAAUGAAGACAAAAUAGGCACUUCUGAACUUUCACAACAGUUUCACGGGGACAUUGGCCGUACCCAUCAUUCUUCUAAUGAGAACAGGUUUCAAAUUUGUAAUAGCCAGGAUGAAUCUCUCGACAUUAUCAGUGGGUGCUCAAAGAAUUACAAUGAUCAUGAUCUCGACCGCUUAAUCCCUGUUGAAUUGAUUGAUUAUUCAACUAUAGCAAGCCUAAGAUCCUGCAAAUCUUCAAAGAAAAAUUCAGUAAAGCAAGAAAGACAUAUCAACUCAGCUGAUAUGUGUCUCUCAGCGGAGGCACCCAUCAACUCAUUUGCAGACCAUAUGUGUGUUUCAGGGGAGGCAGCAUUACAUAAAAUGGAUGAGAUUCUAGAAAAAACAAAAGCUGCCGAGAAAGAUGGAGCUAUUGAAUCAGAGAGAGAAACACAGAUCAACUCAGAUGCAGAGCAUAUGCGCGUCUCAAGGGCAACAGUACAACAUAUAGCAGAGGAUAAUGAAGAAGAAACAAUGUCGAUCGACCACAAAAGUGUGAAGAUGGCCGAGCCAGCAAAUUGUUCAGCAAUAAAUGAAGCAGGGAGGGUGGAUGUGGCUGAUGCAGAGAAUUGUUCAGGACCAAAUGCAGAAGCAGGGAAGGCAUGUGAACAAGUUACUCCUAGUCAGGCAGCCCAAACCCUCACUGCUGACAGCAAUGUAAAAGUUGCAACCAUUGAAGAACUAAAUGAUCCUCCAGCAUCUGAAGAAGAAAUUGACUUCAAAUCAGUGGAAGAUGAAACCAAAUCCCAGGUCCUGGUCGGCGCAGAAGUAUUUAACCACGGGCUGGCAGAUCAGAUCCAAGCUCAAGAACCACUUGUGUCAUUGGCAAACCCACAAGAAGAUCAACCUUCAAUGUGUAAAAAUAGCAAUGAGAUAUGCAACAGCCCUGAUGAACAUGUGGCCAAGAAUGACCAUGAUUCAAAUAUCAAAGCUACUGGACAAGAGGAAACGAUUCCAGCUAACAAGAAUCCAGAAGGGAUAAACCACUUAUCCAUGCAUACAGAUGCAAAUGAGGCUGGGGAAGAGAAAUUUCCUGAAACGCCGACUUCCACGGAUGGUCUCCACCACCUACAUAAGAAGUUAAUGCCAUUCGAGAAGAAAGAAUGGGGAACAGAUGAGUCCUUGGAUGGGAGUGUUGCAAGUGAGAUGGAAGGUGGUGCUGGUUGUGGUGGUGAUGGUGGUCUGACCACUGAACAGCUGAAAUUGGCAUUGAAAGCCAAACGAAAGGCUCUGAAUGCUUUAUAUCUCGAGCUAGAAGAAGAAAGAAGUGCCGCUGCUAUAGCUGCCAACCAGACCAUGGCUAUGAUAACCAGGCUUCAGGAAGAAAAGGCAGCAAUGCAGAUGGAAGCGUUGCAAUACCAGAGGAUGAUGGAAGAACAAUCUGAGUAUGACCAGGAAGCCUUGCAGCUUCUGAAUGAGCUCAUGAUCAAGAGAGAGAAGGAGAAACAAGAACUGGAGAGAGAGUUGGAGAUGUACCGUGAAAGGGUUUUGGAUUAUGAGGCAAAAGAGAAGAUUGUGGCAAGAAGAAAAUAUGCAAGUGGAAGUAGGAACUCUUCUGCUUCUUGCAGCAAUGCAGAUGACAGCGAUAAACUAUCCAUCGAUAUUAAUAUUGAAGCAAGGGAUGAGGAUAAUGGCUUUUUCAAUUACCAAGAAAUCAGUGAUAAAAGCACUCCUAUAGAUGAAGUCUUAAAUUUAGACAAAAUGGGACUUGAUUGUGUGAAGCACUUGGGAGCAAUUGAUGAAUCUCUGGCAGAAUAUGAACAAGAAAGAAUGUCCAUUCUAGAGCAGCUCAAGGCACUGGAGGAGAGGUUAUUCACACUAGGAGAUGAUGAACAGUUCUUCGAGGAUGUCAAACCCAUUGAGAAUUUGUCAGAGUAUAAUGGCAAAGCAUUUGAUGAAAGGUACAGUUUUAGCAGUCUAGAAGAAAAUGAGGUUGUCAAUGGGUUCUCUUAUGAUAUGAGAGAAAAGAAUCAUCCAGAGAGCAAAAUAAUCAACACCAAGGCAAGGAGGCUUCUUCCCUUAUUUGAUGCAAUUGACAUCGAAAACAAAAAAGGUAUAGCGACCAAACAACAAAUUGAUUGUGAUUCUAAUGGAAUGCAGAACUCUUUCAUUCCAAAUUUUGAACUGGAGAAUGAGAAAUUUGCUGUUGAAGAAGAGGUGGAGCAUAUCUAUGAAAGAUUACAAGCUCUCGAGGCAGAUAGAGAGUUUCUAAAACAUUGUAUUAGUUCCUUGAAGAAAGGAGAUAAGGGAAUGGAUCUCCUCCAAGAAAUCUUACAACAUCUUCGUGAUCUGAGAACUGUUGAACUUCAUGUAAGGAAAAAAGGUACUGGCCCUCAAGUGAUAUUACAGUAAAGUGAUGAUAAGGUGAGAGGUAUUGUCAAACUCCUUCCAGAUAGUAUAAUUCCAGUUAAUCUCAUGCUAAUAUAGUAAAUUUUUAACAUUUUGACUCCAUUUAUAUAAAGAAUUUGAAAUGUUAACAUGGUUAAUGCAUUUGAUAAAUGCAGAUUGCCUCCUUCAAGACAAUUGAUGAAUAUGCAUAUGUUAGGAGUUUUAAGGACUGGAUUCACUUCACCGCAGUAGCCAAAGGCACAUAAAAUUCUGCACCAUCGACAAAGUGACAGGAAAAUCUUCUGACGGGGAGAUUCCUCAAUGAUUUGCUCGAUUAGAAAGAAGAAUGAUACGCAGACUUAAAGAUUAAAGUCUGCUUCAUCUUUUUCACCCUCAUUUGAUCUUCAGAAAAGCCUAUUUUUUUUGCUGGUUCUCCACAUUAAAGCCUUUCUCAAGCAAGGGUGAAAGAUGAAAAGGCAGGAAGUUGUAGAAUAUGCAUCCACGUGUUAUCAGACCACUUAGAAUUCAUAGAGCUUUUUUUUCUUCUUUUAUUAUUUUCUUUGUCAUUUCUGUAUCUGUUUCCCUCAUCUUCUCUUCUCUAAUAUUCUCAUUGAUUCACCAUAUGGAUUUUGAUUAUCCAGGAAAAUUUGGGAUUUACAUAAUUACAUGUAAGCCACAUUUCUCUGAA